Molecule: messenger RNA, 2249 nt
Organism: Wyeomyia smithii (pitcher-plant mosquito)
Lineage: Eukaryota; Metazoa; Arthropoda; Insecta; Diptera; Culicidae
Exons: 2
Coding region: 234-1481 (415 amino acids)
Source: RefSeq, a predicted model, not a curated record
GCUACCGAAGAAAACCGAUUUUCGUUCAAUGGUUGCAUUGAUUGUAAUAGUUUUCCAAUUUAGUUCAGCUAGUAAUCCUAACCAGAUCAGAUCGGCCUCUCGUCUAUGAGCUGUUUUAAUCUCAAAAAGUUUUAGGUCCACGCGUUCGGAAAUGUUACACAUGUGAUUCCAGUAAUAAUUGAGGUCGUUGUGCUGAUUCUAAAUCGUUUAGCAUCCAGAGGUGACCUGGGAAAAUGGGGGUUUCUCGCAGUACUGUCACCAUUUCAGUACUACUUUUCUUAUCAGUGCUCAGUGCAAUCGAUGGUGGCAUUAUAUCCUAUUUGGAUAUUUUAAGAAGAGUAUCCGGUGUGCGAGGCGAUAUAAGGACAAAUCUGCGUACUAUCAGAAAAUUGGCAGUGCAAAAUGGGUUGAUUAAAGCUGCCAACGAAAGUGUUUCUCCCGUUGCAACUCCAUUCGAACCACCCCACCCCAUAGGAGUAUAUAACGAAUCAAAUUAUGCAGUGACGCCGGUGAACAAAGGUCGUAAAAAAGGAGAUGGAGGCAACAAAGUCGUCAAAGGUGGUGGUGGAGACUUAGGAGAUUUUGGUUUUGGAGAGAGUCCUUACAGUUUACUUGAUGGUACCGGCGGAGUUAGGAAAAAAGGUCGGCGCAGAAAGCACCACAAAAUCAAAGGAUGGAGACGACACAUUAGAAAAGCAAUUCCGAUAGCAUUGGCUGUUCUAGCACUUAAAGCUAUGCUGGUGCACUUUAUACUGAAGAAAUUAGCACUAGCGACCGGAUUAUCGCUACUGCUGAGUGCCAAAUCUUUGCUGGUAUCCCUGUUGAUAGCUGUGAAACUGUGGGUUUCUCAUCCACAAAGCCAUGACAAAAGUGAAAGCAACAAAUUAGAGGUGGUACACAUUCCGAUCCGGAAAGAAACAGGGUUUCACAAGAAAAUUCAGUUACAGAAGGUUCGAUCCAAGGGUAAAUCCAUAGUGAAGCUGGAGAAACCAACGCAGAAAACCCCAAGCUUCAGCCAGUACACUUCCGGAUAUCCGAUCAAACACACCCACCAGCAGAUGGAGGAGUUUGGUGGAAAGUAUAUACCACUGGGCUUCGAAAGCAGUCACUACAAUUUCGACGCAACAACACAACCAACAACUUAUUUGGAUGCCCUACCGGAAACGACUGACCAUGACAACUACUUCGACGUAAAUGAUCUUCAAUUCGCCAGACGAGAAGGUUGGGAUGGAUGGACUGGCUGGAAUCGUGGUGAUGACAGCGAUUCGUACAGUGGCGCAUAUGACCAGAAACAGCAAAUGCUUGACUACAUCCCAAAUGCGAACUAUGGCCGACCAGAUUCGAACAGUAACGCACACGGGGGAUAUAACCAGGACUUUCUUAACUACGACAGUUGGGGAAAAGGAAGUGAUCAACCCAAUUACAAACAAAGAAAUCUUAGUCAAAUGAAGUACAGAAAAAGUUUACUAAAAGAUGCGUAACAAUAUAUUUUACUAUGAUUUCAUUUGAAAUAAAAUGACAAACUUUAUGUGUUUAGUUAGAAGAAUUUAGGGAGAGGUAUUAGCAUUUAGUAAAUGUGGUAUUCCAAGCGAAUGCUUUGUUUGGAAUGGCUGUCACUGGUUUGGUUAAAAAUUCGAUCAGUUAUUCUUUUUGGUUAAAUAUUUUCGUUCAGAAUGUCUCAAAUUUUGAGGUAGAAUCAAUAAGUGUUUUAUUUUUUGCUAAAUCGAAUAAGGUUAAAUCGUGAAAUUGUUACUUCUUUCGUUAUAUAUUACGAAAUGCCUCAAAUAAUUUAUGUUUUCCUCCCAAGAAUGACAAAGGCUCUCCUGGUUGAGUUAAUUGUCAUUAAUUGGUCAAAACCACAUUCAUUAGUCCACGUCACAACAAUUAUCACUUAUUUAUUUAUUUGUUUAUUUAAGAUGCCUGCAAACAUGUCUGACAACAUUUGUUAAUGUGAAAAAUUAUUAAAAUAUAAGCUUUUAGAAGCUACAAAUGAACAACAUCAAAAUUUUCUAUACACCAAGACUAAAAUAAGAAACAACUAGAAAUUCAGUAAUCACCGACUUUCGAUGAAACAUUAGAAUUAAUUUUACCUGAACAAAUAUAUUUAAAUAUGUAUAGAUUUAUCGUACUAGACUCAGUGUCUUGAUACACAAACAAAGGAAGUAAACUUUGAUUCCGAAAUAUUUUUUCAUCGAGUGCUAAACAUUAAGAACGUAUGAAAAGUUUCAAUAAAGCCAAUUUCCACACUA